AUGGGCCCCUGUACCGCCUCCUCAUGCUGCUGCCAGGCCCGUAAUCUGCCAUGGGCCCCCGUACCGACUCCUCAUGCUGCUGCCAGGCCCGUAAUCUGUCAUGGGCCCCUGUACCGCCUCCUUAUGCUGCUGCCAGGUUCAGAGUGUGUCAUGGGUCCCUGUACGGCCUCCCAUUGCUGCUGUCUCCAUCGCCGCACUCUGCCAUGUGCCACUUUCAGGUCUCCUCACACUGCUGGUGGGUUCCAUUUUUUCAUAGGGUGCUGUAUGGCCUCCCAUUGCUGCUGCCUCCACCGCCACACUGUGGCUCCACACUCUGGUUUUGGCCCCGUGAUAGCCCAAAUGAGUGAAGUGUGCGGUGAUUCUAAGAUCGACGGCACUCAUCUGCAUGUCAUACUGACUGACAGUAUUAUUUCUCUUCCCCAGCAGACUCCAAGGGCAUUUAAAUUAAAGGUACAGUGUUCUGCACUAAUAUAA
This is a messenger RNA of Staurois parvus, 474 nucleotides long. NCBI's taxonomy places the organism in Eukaryota, Metazoa, Chordata, Amphibia, Anura, Ranidae. The record is from the annotation of a GenBank genome assembly.